Alternaria infectoria is the source of this 1605-nucleotide messenger RNA. RefSeq lists its product as uncharacterized. The coding region runs from base 1 to 1605 and encodes 534 amino acids. The transcript is spliced from 2 exons. NCBI's taxonomy places the organism in Eukaryota, Fungi, Ascomycota, Dothideomycetes, Pleosporales, Pleosporaceae. The record is from RefSeq and is a predicted model, not a curated record.
AUGGAUAGGACAUUUGCCGGAGACAUCGACAACGAACUUCUUGCGAAUACGUCUGUUGCGGACUUUCAUAGUCGUUACCAUCAACGCCAGUCGAUUCCUACUCGUCUUGAUAUCCGGAAUCCUCUACCUCCUCUGCAUCAGCUACACGUUAUAUCGCAAUAUAAAAAGAAUGGUGUUACCGACUCGAUGGAUACGCUUCCAUCUGACAUCAAGGGCUACCUUUUGAGCAACAUCGAGACCUAUCUGCUCAAUCACAUCGAAGACGCCGAUAUCACAGCCUCCGGACUGCCGAAUUUCAUACAUAAGGUCACGGAUAAGCUCAUGGAGUUCGCUACCGCAGGUACUGAUCGUUCUGUUCUACGACAGGGCCAUCUGAAGGCACUUAUCCAUGGUUUAGUCCUUACAAAUGAAGUUGCCCCACGGACUAUGUUCGAAAUAAAACCAUUGCCGUUGGACUCCGUCUUUACAACAAUGUCCAGACCCGGUUCGCGCAGCAUAGCGGAAAGGGAACGGGACCAUCUCAACUCUGCACAAGAGAACGUCAACGACAUGCUGGCAGCAGCAGCUAUGGUAGGGAGUCUCGCAGCUGUUCGUCACUACAUUUCGCAAUCUGCUGAGGUCAUUGACUGGUUCCCCAAAUACUUUGCUGGCUUUGGUAACCCUUUGACCGCAGCAGCUUCCAUUGAAAAUGUCGAAGUUCUUGAGUGUCUGCUCAUGGAAGUCAACAAUGAGCUCACGAAGCGGCGUUUCGCUCGGAUACAGCACGGCCGUAUCACCCGUUGCGGUCCACUCACAGAGACUAUCACUUCCGCAAUAAGAGCCGCAGUUCGGACCGGAAAACUGAGGGCCAUCGUCACACUGUUUAAUUUCUUGCCAAGAUGCCGCGUUGAAAUACCAGCGCAUAUGAAGUCCCGGUCACACUACCUUGCCGAUGCCAUGAGGUGGGGACACAUGGACGUGUUCAUAUGUCUCAUGAACCAAUGGAAUCCUCUCAUCGCCGACCUGCCCUAUUGGAAUGCCCUGACUACAGGCUUACGUCUUGCGGUCAAACAUGGUCAUACCAACAUUGUGCAAUACGUCUUCGACAAAGGUUUGGUACAUCCAGAUGAUGCGGACGUCAACACUGUGCUCAUCGCUGCGACACACGGUCAUCGCGCUAUCAUCCAACUGGCUCUCGACCGCGGCGUUCAGCUCACGAUGCAGGACCUCAUCGCCGCGCUGAAUGGAUCACUUCCCUUGCUCAUCACCCAAUAUCUUUUGCUUCACGUCGUCCCACUCACAUCUGUGACCCACGAGGAAGAUGGAAGGUCCAUCACUACUUCCAUCGUUCCUGCAGUCGAAGCGCUCUGUCGAGAAUCUAUCCACAUUCCUUUCGGCGAUUACAACGAGGUUCGGGGCAAGGAAAAGGUGCUGGCGCUCAUACUCUUGGCGAGCGAGAUGAGACGACAAAUUCCAGAGCUUACGUUGGACAACUGUGUUGAGCUCAAGAAGGUGUUCGAUAGGCUGGUCAGAGAGUGUGUGUCCUUGCCAAGGGGGUCAAUCCCGUAUCUUGAGAUGGUUGAAGAGCUGCACAGCUGGAUGGAGUGGGGAGAUGGACGAGAGUAG